Messenger RNA from Odontomachus brunneus, 2368 nucleotides. It is a transcript of the gene kel, whose product is annotated as ring canal kelch homolog. Bases 463 to 2331 code for a protein of 622 amino acids. The record is from RefSeq and is a predicted model, not a curated record. Lineage: Eukaryota; Metazoa; Arthropoda; Insecta; Hymenoptera; Formicidae. Gene Ontology annotation, molecular function: protein binding. The transcript has 9 exons.
CCCUCAGUCGAGUCGGACGCGUGGAGCAAGACGGAGCAGUAGCGAGACGCGCGAGACUGACAGAGAGAGACAGAGGAGGCUCACGCCUGUAUAUACGACUUGUGCGUGCUGUCAAAAUACAGUGCAGUGAGGCUGCUUGGAGUUUCUGGUAUGCGCGACUCUCUACUGUCUCUCGCGGGUGUCGAGUGCGAAUGAUCUGACUCACGAACGAGCUUCCAGUGGAUGAUAACGCGAAAUCACGCGCGGUGAUUCAUCCGCGCGUUCGAGGGUUCGAAGGUUCACCAGAGAGAGAGGUUCGCACACUCCUCGGCCGUCUUGCCAUGGCGAACGCGCGGUGACGCUUCCGAAUCACAACGAGCCGCAGAGCGGGGAUUCGUUCUUUCACGCGCAAACAAAAUCUCAGCCGGCCGCUUUGGACCGUGUUUUGGCGUGAGCGCCAAGUGGAACCGACAUUUCAUCGAAAUGGAGCCAAUGGGACAGAAUCAGCCGCCGAACGUCUUGAACAACAUUGCCGACGGCUCCGACACCAAGGGCAGCUGCCUACUACUUCGUUAUGCUAGUCAAAAUUCUUUAGACGAGAGCUCGCAGAAGCAUGUGCCCCGCGAGAAUGGUAAGGACAAACCACCCUAUAGGAAUCAUCAUCACACAAAUCGAGCCUUUGAUGUCAUCAACGAGAUGAGAAAAAAAAAUCUACUGUGCGACGUUAUUCUGGUGACAGACAGUGGCUUGGAAGUGCCAGCUCACAAAAUGGUCUUGGCUGCAUGCAGCCCCUAUUUCUACGCAAUGUUCACGAGUUUUGAGGAACGCGAUCAGGAGAGAAUAACGCUGCAGGGCGUGGACUAUUCCGCAUUGGAAUUACUAGUGGAUUACGUCUACACGGCCGAAGUCCACGUCACGGAGGACAAUGUACAAGUGCUUCUUCCUGCCGCGAAUUUACUGCAACUAACAGACGUCCGCGACGCUUGUUGCGAUUUUCUACAAGCUCAGUUGCAUCCGUCCAAUUGUCUCGGCAUCAGAGCGUUCGCAGAUCUGCACGGAUGUCUCGAGUUGUUGGCGCACGCGGACAGCUACAUUGAGCAACAUUUUUCAGAAGUGGUCGACGCGGAGGAAUUUUUAACACUGGCGCCUCAGCAGGUGGCUAAGCUCAUUUGUAGCGAUCGCCUAAUGGUACCUACCGAGGAGAAAGUAUUCGAAUGCGUUAUCUCAUGGGUACAUCACGAUCUCGAAAAGAGGCAAAAUGACUUGGCUCUGUUAAUGGAGCACGUACGUUUACCUUUGCUUUCUCAAGAAUACCUAGUGCAACGUGUGGAGGAAGAACCACUUCUCAAAGCUAAUUUACAAUGCAAAGACUUUUUGAUCGAAGCCUUAAAGUAUCAUUUAUUGAAGGGUGAGCAGAAAUCUCUAUUUAAAACCCCACGUACAAAGCCGAGACAACCGAGAGGAUUGCCUAAAGUGUUGCUUGUUGUCGGUGGUCAAGCCCCGAAGGCAAUUAGAAGCGUCGAAUGUUACGAUUUCAAAGAGGAAAAAUGGUAUCAAGUUUCCGAGUUACCAACGCGACGUUGCAGAGCUGGACUCUGCGUUCUCGGCGGACGCGUGUAUGCUGUUGGUGGAUUUAACGGAUCAUUAAGAGUAAGAACGGUCGAUAUCUAUGACGCAGCGGCGGACCAGUGGUCACCCUGUCCGGAGAUGGAAGCAAGGAGGUCUACUCUUGGUGUGGCGGUGCUUGGGAAUUUAGUUUAUGCUGUCGGCGGCUUCGAUGGUUCUACAGGAUUAAAUUCGGCCGAAGUAUACGAUCCACGGACUCGCGAAUGGAGACCUAUAGCGCGAAUGUCAACGCGACGUAGCAGCGUAGGAGUCGGUGUUGUCAAGGGAUUGCUCUAUGCCGUUGGCGGUUACGAUGGAGAAUCCCGUCAGUGUCUCUCCAGUGUCGAGUGUUAUAAUCCCGAGAAGGAUAAAUGGAAACCCGUGCCUGAGAUGUCCGCGCGUCGUAGCGGCGCGGGCGUUGGCGUAUUGGAUGGAAUUCUAUACGCGGUAGGAGGCCACGACGGUCCGCUAGUUCGAAAAAGCGUGGAAGCAUUUAAUCCGGACACGAAUCAGUGGUCACCCGUCAGCGAUAUGGCGCUUUGUCGUCGAAACGCCGGUGUGGUAGCGUUAAAUGGACUUUUGUACGUGGUGGGCGGAGACGACGGUUCGUCCAGCUUGGCAUCGGUGGAAGUGUAUUCGCCCAGAACAGACACCUGGACAACUUUGCCGACCUGCAUGGGGGUCGGGCGCAGUUACGCGGGCGUAGCGAUCAUUGACAAACCGAUGGCCCCCGCGACGACGAUGUGAGGUCUACAGUCCGCUGGGCACGCGACGGAACAGAACA